Messenger RNA from Etheostoma spectabile (orangethroat darter), 842 nucleotides. RefSeq names its product shadow of prion protein 2 (gene sprn2). The transcript is spliced from 2 exons. NCBI's taxonomy places the organism in Eukaryota, Metazoa, Chordata, Actinopteri, Perciformes, Percidae. The record is from RefSeq and is a predicted model, not a curated record. The coding region runs from base 254 to 784 and encodes 176 amino acids.
CACAUACAGGUAUUUAUAUCUGAUGUUGACGGUGCAGCAGCUUAGUGCACACCAAGCCAAUGAGCAGGUGUGAGUCCGAGUGAUCCACUCCACCUGACGGAGAUUGUUUGGAGGAUAACAGGCUGACCCUGAAACAUACGUCUUACUGUCUGAAGAGUCUCAGCUGCAAACACUGUGCGUUUCUUUGACUGUCAGAAGAGGAACAUCCUCUUUGUUUCUGUCAUAAACAGCCACUCAACAGAAUCCAUAAAUCAUGUCUGUUCUGCAGAAGCUCCCCCUCACAGUGGCCCUUUGCCUGCUGCUCCUCGCCACACUGUUACCCAGCUCUGAAGCCCGGCGCGGUGGUGGUCGUGGGGGUUUUGGAGGUGGUGGAUUUAACAGAGGUGGUGGCAAUAGCCGGGGCUGGGGCGGUGGGGGAGGCCAGGCCUACAGACCGGUCCAGAGCAGUGGCCCCAGUGCAGGGAAAGUAGCUGGGGCAGCUGCAGCGGGCGCCAUAGGAGGAGCAAUGAUUGGUUCUGCCCUGAGCCGCCCUGGGUAUGGUGGAGGAUAUGGAGGGUAUGGUGGAGGGUAUGGUGGAGGGUAUGGAGGAUAUGGAGGGGGGUAUGGCUACCCACGAUAUGGAGUUGGGGGUGGCUACGGGCCUAGGCCUGGCUACGAGCCAGAGGGCUCUGGAGAUAUGGAGUACUACACUGCGGCAUCCAGCGGCCCCAUCUACAACAGUAUCAUCGUUGUGAUUGGGUCCCUAAUGUCCCUGCUGAUGGGCCACUGGGUGGCAGUCAUGUAGAGCCGGAGACAGAGCUGGGAUCCCAAAAACACACACACAGGUCCAAAUAAACCAACAA